Molecule: messenger RNA, 2139 nt
Organism: Kockovaella imperatae
Lineage: Eukaryota; Fungi; Basidiomycota; Tremellomycetes; Tremellales; Cuniculitremaceae
Product: RNA recognition motif 2-domain-containing protein
Exons: 21
Coding region: 1-2139 (712 amino acids)
Molecular function (GO): nucleic acid binding
Source: RefSeq, a predicted model, not a curated record
AUGCCUGACAUGUCUGCCUACAGCUCGUCUCGUGCUGCAAGGCCUGAAGUCCCGACACACUCUUCCACCCAUUCCCCCACCACGUCCACAUCGUCAUCUCAUCAUUCGGAGCAAAUUUCGGCUUCUCGGAGGGGCACCGUUGACUUGGACGCAAUGAAGGAUGACUCACGAUCCCGACGAUCAUCUCCCACCUCAAACUCCACUGCUGAUCACUUUGCCGUCACGAUGCGGGGCAUGUCGAAACUGUCAUUCUCACCCACCCAUGUGGAAACGCCGGUCGUAAAGACUCCAGUCAAGCAUUUCGGCCAGUUCGGUAACAUCGGAGAUGGCUGCAGAUCUCGCGACGAAGUGCCGAUCGUUCAGUCUUCAGCGUCCUCUAUCAUUUCUAAGGACUCUGCAGGUCGCGAGAUCUCACCUUUCUCCUCCACUUAUUCCGCUUCUAGCCCUCCCACUUCAGUGGCUCCUUCCAUCGCCUCCCACUCGGCAGUCGCACCUCAGCCUCCAGUCUUUGGACUUCCCUUCUUCCCUGGGGACAAGAGCUUGCAGAAUGAAAGCGCAGCGGAGAUCGGUCGAUACUUGAUGAUUUCUCAGAUCCCCAAAGAGGUCACACCGUCUGAGAUCCGCAUCAAGAUCGGAGCCAUUGUAGAAUACAAAGCAAUCAUUGUCAAGCAUCUUCAGACCCGGGGAGUGGCAGUCGUCACUUUCUGGGAUCCGCGUCAAGCCCUGCAACUCUAUCAGCGUCUUCACGCUAAGCCUAUGAGUUUCAUCUACAAGCCUGAGCCCGUCCACCUGCAAUGCAUGAGGAUCGAGAAACAAGUUGCAGCAGAGAUGAUGGCGAAUGUGAACGAGCCUGGAGAUUGGGAAGCUCCACUUUCCUGCGUCUCCCUCGAAGUCGUUGGAGAGUAUGUCGUCAGCCUUGAGGCCAUCACCCGCGUUCUCGACUCCUUCGGAACUACUAUGUGGGUGCAAGCUCUCGGCAGCCGACGCUUCCUCGCCGAGUUUUACGACUCCCGACACGCUGCACUGGCUGUCCGAAGUCUCGAUCAGUUUCCAGUGUACGCAUCUCACAUCACAGCUAUUCUUCUCUCCGAAGAGACACGAGGGACCGGCGCCAGUACCGCAACGCCGCCUCCAUCGUCAAGGUCGCGUUCGUGGUCUGCUACUCCCCAACUCAUAGGCGCUCAUGAGCAACAACAACGUGCAAGCUUUUCGACCCCUCAACACCUUUCAGGUCAUGACGUCUUCUGGUCUCCUGCAACGGAUCACUCCAGCACUUUGAUGUCCAGCUACGGGACACCCGUAACGCCGUCCACCAACACUUCGCCUAGUCCUGGCAGCUGGGGCAGAACCUUCGAGCCUUACGGAGCAGAGACUCCCAGCUCUGCUUCAAGGCACAGAUCUCUGCCUCCACCCGUCAAGAUCACCCCAGGCUACAGCGCAAGCCCUGGCUGGUCUUCGCCUUAUGGUGGAUCUCAGGAGUUUGGUCGUCGACCUUCGGGUUUUGAUGGGCUCAGCUCUGACAGAGUACCACCGCAGUGGGAGCUCAUGGAUCGGAAGCGGGUCCCAGAGCAAAAUGUAGUGAAGAGAGAGCGAAUUUUGUCUGGGCUUGAUCCCCGAACGACAGUGAUGAUCAAGGACGUGCCUAACAAGCUCUCGCGCAACGAACUCAUUGGCAUUCUCAAUGAUGUCGUCCCUGGAGGCUUCGACUUCGUGUACCUUCGCUUCGACUUUAAAAAUCACUGCAACGUUGGCUAUGCGUUUGUCAACUUUGUCUCCGUCAAGAGUCUUUACGAAUUUCAUGUUGCCAAAGUCGGCAAGCGAUGGAAUCUGUUCUCGAGCGAGAAGGUUCUGCAGAUCUGCUACGCUACCAUCCAGGGUAAACAAGCUCUCAUCAACAAGUUCAGGAACUCUGCGGUCAUGGAUGUCAUCGAGGAAUGGCGACCUCAGAUCUUCUACUCGAGUGGAACGCGACAAGGGCUUCCAGAGCCAUUCCCCGAAUCCGAUAAUCCAGCUCAGAGAUACAGGUCCACUGCAGCUCGUCUCUUUUCGCUGAGCAACCCUAGCGUUCCUCACCCUCACGACACCUCGGAGCAGUAUUCAUACGAUUUUAUCCAUGCCGCACACGGCACCGGAUUCUAG